AUGGCCAUGGCCAACCUGACCCACUCCUGGCCUCCCACAUUCUUCCUGCAAGGCAUCCCAGGGCUGGAAGCCUACCACAUGUGGCUCUCUGUGCCAGUGUCCUGCAUCUACGUGGUGAUCAUUGCCGGGAACUGCACCAUCCUCCUGGUGGUGGCCACGGAGCCAGCUCUCCACAGGCCCAUGUGCUACUUCCUCUGCAUGCUGGCAGCUAUUGACCUGGCAGCCUCCACCUCUGCCCUGCCCAAGAUGCUCUGCAUCUUCUGGUUCCAGGGCGGGGAGAUCCAAGCCGUUGCCUGCCUGGCCCAGAUGUUCUUCAUCCAUGCCUUGUGCAUGAUGGAGUCAGCGGUGCUGCUGGGGAUGGCGCUGGACCGCUAUGUGGCCAUCUGCUUCCCGCUCAGGUACAGCUCUUUCUUCUCCAGCUCACUGGUGGCCAAGAUGGCUGUGGCCGGCAUAGUCAGGGGAACGCUGCUGAUGGCACCUUGCCCUUUCCUGAUCCGGAGGCUGUCCUACUGCCGGACCAACGUCAUUCGCCACACGUACUGUGAGCACAUGGCAGUGGUCAAACUGGCCUGUGGGGACACCAGCAUCAACCGCACCUAUGGGCUGAGUGUGGCUCUGAUCGUCAUCGGAGGAGACCUUCUCUGCAUUGGGCUCUCCUACUUCUUCAUCGUCCGUGCGGUGCUCCGUCUCUCUUCCCGCGAGGCGAGGCACAAGGCUUUUGGCACCUGUGGCUCCCACCUCUGCGUCAUCUUGAUCUCCUACAGCCCUGCCCUCUUCUCCUUCUUCACCCACCGCUUUGGCCACUCCGUGGCCCCCCAUAUCCACAUCCUGCUGGCCAACCUCUACCUCCUCUUCCCUCCCAUGCUGAACCCCAUUGUGUAUGGAGUGAGGACCAAGGAGAUCCGGGAACGGGUCACCAGGGUUUUCCUCCCAGGCAGGGUCAUAGUGAAACUCAGGCUGAGUUGA
This is a messenger RNA of Podarcis lilfordi (Lilford's wall lizard), 966 nucleotides long. Lineage: Eukaryota; Metazoa; Chordata; Lepidosauria; Squamata; Lacertidae. The record is from the annotation of a GenBank genome assembly.